AUGGACAAUCUCCUACCGUUCCAAGCAUCCAUCCUCAAAGAGAUACACGACCCCGCAACAAGUGAACUCAUCGUCCUCGCCAGAGGCCUCGGGCUGAGACGUAUAUUAUGUACGCUUAUGAAGAUAUACGACUCUCCAAGGUCCCUCGUCCUUCUCGUGAACGCGUCACCCGAGGAAGAAUCCGCUAUCGGCGAGCUGUUGGGCAUAAUGGGCUGCCGCAAUCCUGGUCUGCGAAUCGUGGGAUAUGAGAUGGGGAAACGGGACAGACAGGAUCUGUACAGGAAGGGCGGUCUCAUAUCCGUCACCUCGCGUAUCCUCGUCGUCGACAUGCUCCAGUCGGAUAUACCUACCGAGCUCAUCACUGGAAUUGUCAUGGUUCAUGGUGAGAAAGUAACGAAUCUCUCCCUUGAAGCGUUUAUUGUACGGUUGUACCGCGAGAAGAAUACGUCUGGCUUCCUCAAAGCCUUCUCAGAUCAGCCUGAACAUAUUACCAGUGGCAUGUCUCCCCUUCGGAGUAUCAUGAAAGAAAUGCAGCUGCGCAAAGUGCACAUAUACCCGCGGUACCACGAAGAGAUCAAGGAGAACCUCGACCAGCGCCGUCCAGACCUUAUUGAGCUCGCAACCGACCUCACCGAACCGAUGAAAGACAUCCAUUCCGCUAUCGUUCAGUGUAUGAUUACGACGCUCGCUGAGCUGAAACGCUCUCACUCCACUCUGGAUCUCGACGACGUGAACAUUGACAACGCUCACUUUCGCUGGUUCGAUGCCAUAGUCCGACGACAGCUUGACCCCGUUUGGCACAAGGUCGGCCCGAAGACCAAGCAGCUCGUCGGAGACCUUGCUACUCUCCGCCGUCUCCUCUCGUAUCUGGUAACCUACGAUGCCCUCGCCUUCCACGCCUACCUCGAAACCCUCGUUCUUUCCAAUACCACCAACGCAUCCGGCAACGCAAGACAGAAUCAAAGUCCCUGGAUGCUCACCGACGCCGCGAACAUCAUCUUCAAGACGGCCAAGCGGCGAUGCUAUGUCCUGACCAGCAAGCACACGCUGGCCUCCCAGCCCGAGGUGAUCGACGUGGAUGACGAAGACGCAUGGGCUGCGCUAGAUGAAGCUGAGGGUUUUACUCCACAGAUUGGCACGACGAAUGGCCGAGGGACAGAGCCGAAGCGACCGCGGUGGUUGCCAGACGGGAUAGACCCUGUCCUCGAGGAGCUGCCCAAGUGGACUGUCCUCGCUGACAUUCUUCAAGAGAUUGAAGAGGAGAUCAUCAGGCAAGAAACACUCACGAAUUUCAAGCCGCCGACGAUAGGCUCAAACACUGUGCUCAUCAUGACGUCCUCUGCACGCUCCGCAGAGUUGAUAUCUGAGUUCCUCUCCGACAUGGACGCUUCGGCUCCACGAGGGAGGAUGGGCAAGAAAAUGAUGGAGCGUAAGCUCCGCCGGUACCUCUGGUGGAAGGGCAGACUUGCGGCUGAUAAGCGCGGUUCGUCCUCUUUGGAGAACACCUCGUCGCAACCUCAGGGCAGAAAACAAGAUAAUGGAAGUGGGCAGGUGAGCGAGGCGCUCGCGAGGAAGGAUAAGUCAAAGGCGGACCGGAGUGCAAACAGGCGGAGGCUACGCGGCGGUGCGCCCACAGUCGCCCCUACGCGUACAGAGGCGACUAGAACAGGUACAACUGGGACGGGAGACGACGCAGAUACAAUCGCCGCUUUCAUGGCCACUCAAACAGGCACCGCCGACGCCGACGCGGGGGCCGACAUCGACCAAGACCUUCUCAUGGCACAAAUGCUUUCGCAGCUGGACACCGAAUACGACGACGUCUUCGGGCUCGUCGCUCCGGAACAAACCGUGCUCGUGCGCACAUAUGCCGAUGACGGCGACGAGCAGGUCCUCGCCGAGCUACAGCCACGUUUCUUCAUCAUGUACGAGCCUUCAACGGACUUCCUGCGCCAGAUCGAGGUGUACAGGAACAGCAACCCUGGCUUGGGCGUGCGGGCGUACAUCAUGACGUAUCACAAUAGUACGGAGGAGCAGAAGUAUCUUACCGCUCAGAGGAGGGAGAAGGAGGCAUUCGAGAGGUUGAUCAGGGAAAGAGGGUCGAUGCUGCUUCCGAUAUAUGAGAGCAGGCAGCCUGUGGGUAAAGGCCAUGCAAUGAUCAAGACCAUUAGUUCUCGUGCGGCGGGCGGACGAACCGAACUUAGUACUGCCCCAUCUCAGGUGAUUGUCGACAUGCGAGAGUUCAGGUCAACUCUGCCAUCCCUAUUACAUGCGGCUGGUCAGCUUGUCGUCCCCGCGACGCUCACGGUUGGCGAUUAUAUCCUAACACCCGAUAUAUGCGUGGAGAGAAAGAGCAUACCGGACUUAGUGCAAUCGUUUAAUUCCGGGCGUCUGUACACCCAAUGCGAGCUCAUGUCCGUACACUACAAGCAGCCCAUCCUUCUCAUCGAGUUCGAGGAGAACAAGUCCUUCUCCCUCGAAGCCAUCUCCGAAACCACCAAAACCUACGCCAAGCCCUCCGGCAAGUACCCGACCAAGAAGCCCGCCGCCGGCGCGAGCUCCGCCGCAGCGGACGCGGGCGACCCGCGCGUCGGCCCCACUAUCCAAUCGAAGCUCGUGCUGCUCACGCUCCACUUCCCACGCGUGCGCAUCAUCUGGUCCUCCUCGCCGUUCGCUACCGCGGACAUCUUCGCGGACCUCAAGAUGAAUCUUCCCGAGCCGGACCCGUCGAAAGCCAUUUUGGUCGGCGCGGAGGACCAGGGCGCUUCGGGGUCGCAGGGAGGCCAGGGCGACGGGGUCAACGCCGCUGCGGAGGAGCUGCUGCAGUGCCUGCCUGGGAUUAAUGCAAAGAACGUGCAGUAUGUGAUGGGACGCGUGGGCAGCGUGCGGGAGCUGUGUGAUAUGGACAGGAAGGAUGUGCAGACGUUGUUGGGCGUUGAACCGGGGAACGCGUGUUACGAUUUCAUGCAUCGCGGGGAGAGGAAGAAGAAGGCGGUGAGCUGAGUUGGACGUCGCAAAGACUUUGGGAUAUCUCAGUUUUCGUAUCUAUACAUUACAGUAUGACCCACAGUAUGACCGGUUUAAGUUUGUGUGUGUUCAAGACUACAGAAAUUCACCAUCGU
This is a messenger RNA of Coniophora puteana RWD-64-598 SS2, 3119 nucleotides long. RefSeq lists its product as uncharacterized. Gene Ontology annotation, cellular component: nucleotide-excision repair factor 1 complex. The transcript has 12 exons. The record is from RefSeq and is a predicted model, not a curated record. Gene Ontology annotation, molecular function: single-stranded DNA endonuclease activity; single-stranded DNA binding; damaged DNA binding. The coding region runs from base 1 to 3000 and encodes 999 amino acids. Gene Ontology annotation, biological process: double-strand break repair via homologous recombination; nucleotide-excision repair involved in interstrand cross-link repair; resolution of meiotic recombination intermediates. Lineage: Eukaryota; Fungi; Basidiomycota; Agaricomycetes; Boletales; Coniophoraceae.